Messenger RNA from Volvox carteri f. nagariensis, 1332 nucleotides. RefSeq lists its product as uncharacterized. The transcript is spliced from 8 exons. The record is from RefSeq and is a predicted model, not a curated record. The coding region runs from base 1 to 1332 and encodes 443 amino acids. NCBI's taxonomy places the organism in Eukaryota, Viridiplantae, Chlorophyta, Chlorophyceae, Chlamydomonadales, Volvocaceae.
AUGGCACGCGCGUGCGAACGAGAUUCUGCAGUCCACGUCGGCGGCAUACGUAUGCACAUGGCCGUAUACGGCCGCGAAAAGCAUGUGCUGUGCGGCGUCACGGUGAUGGACUUCGUCAGCAGGAACAUCCUGGGCAUCGUGGUGCAGGCGUUGGCCAGCACGCGCGCCUGGGCUGCAGAGCAGGGACUGCUUCUGAGGGCGGAGCAUGGUUCGCCCUCUGGGGACGGGCUGGUGUUGGCGGGCGGCUGCAUUCACAACGCGCUGCAGCCCGUGCCUCAGCGAUUGUCGGGGGCGCAGGCUGAUGCAGACAUCUUCACGCCUGAGCUCAACCUGGCUGUUGCCGCGGACGGGACCCCACUGGACUAUCAGUUUGGCCUGUCUGUGGAGAUGGCCAUGUUCCCCUAUCUGUUUCCCUUUGGUGUUGGCGCAUUUAUGGGCGGCACGACCUUGGUCAAGUACUUAGCUUACUGCGCCAAGUGCCUCUUCAGUGUGUGGACAUUGUGCAAGCCGUACUUGCUGCUCAUGUAUGUGCUUCACCAGAGUGCCCGGCUGCAAGAGCAAAAUACAGAGGCCGUGCUGGAGAGUGUGCACCUCGACUACAAGUCCCAGCACCCUAAUGCGAGUGAUGAGGACGCCAUCUGUCACAUUCUCAAGGACAAGCUGCCGGCCACGUUGCCCAACACGCCUGCAUGGCACCGCAGCAACCUUCAAGAUUUGCUGUGCAUGGUGGACCGCUUUGGCAUGCCGUCGUUCUUCCUCACCCUCACAACCGAUAAAGUGUCUGCCACAUGCUGGCCCGAAGUCGAGUCGCUGGAGCAAAAGCUGCAGGACUUUUGUGCUGGCUUCACAUGGCAAGACACCCCAGCUGAGAACGCAUUCAUCACCCACAAGCGCAUGCAGUCCUUCAUGACUGACGUGCUGAAGGCGGGCCGGGGGGCAGUCCAGGCUGGCGGGGCCCUUGGCUGCAUCACCAACUGGGUGGCAGUAAGACACAGGGGUGCCAGCGAGGCCUGUCUGCCAGAUGAGGCACACUUCCGUUGGCGCUGUGCUGGUGCCCCAAUAGCAGAUCUGCAGCCCAUCCGGGUCAAACACUGUAAGCGCAAUGUUGAGAGCAUGGGCAAGAACUGCCAGCUCCACAUCGCCCGGCAGCAGCCGGAUGGCUCUGCAUUCCCAACACGAACGCAGAAUUUCCCGGUGGGUGUGCAGCAGUUCUUGAGCCUGGUGCUGGCUCAAGUCCAUCCGGAGCUGCUGCAACACGGCUAUCGCAGGCACGGCCGUAUGCGCAGCAAAAAGCUGUUCCAUGCCAUCAGCACCGUCCAUGUCGCCGACUAA